Paramuricea clavata is the source of this 678-nucleotide messenger RNA. NCBI's taxonomy places the organism in Eukaryota, Metazoa, Cnidaria, Anthozoa, Malacalcyonacea, Plexauridae. The record is from the annotation of a GenBank genome assembly.
AUUGAUUUCCACAACAUGGUGCUACAAGAAAUCUACAAUUCAAGCUUUGAGCUUAUGGCACCAUUGCAAUUUAAAGAGUAUGUCAUAACUCAACGUAUUUCCCGAUGGAAAAUUGAAAAGGGUCUUACUGAUUUGCAAAAGAAAAUAGAGAAUCAGCUAGAUCCUGAAAGUGGAGAUGGCAGAGCUCAAAAUAUAGCUCGUUUUUCAGCAGAAACCAUCAAUAAAAUAAAGCCAGGGGACCUCUUCAAAGCAGAGUCUUCGCAGACAGUUGUUCAAAUACGACUGGAUGGAGUUUUGAAGAAAAAGCAAGAAAUUUUAAAUCUACGGUCUAAUCUGUUUGAUAAGGACAUGAACAUAAAGCAAUGGCGUGCAAAUGAACUGAGAUUUUAUGAUUCCAAGAUAACAUUGUUGGAAGAACUUAAAAACUCUUUGCAAAAAACACACACUUUAAUAAUUACAAAUACCAAUCUUUUAAACAGAAGGACCAAUGCAUCGGUAGAAGAAACUGCUGAAGCGAAACGCAAGAAAAGAGCCGUGAGAAAAAAUGCACAAAAAUCAGCUAAAGAGAAGGAAAAGAGGUUUAUUGCCAAGGUAGACGAAAUGCUAAAAUUGUUAACGUUAUGGAAAAUUUACCCAAGCUAUGCUGAAAGAAAGGGAAGGAAUUUUAAUAAGUCUUGA